This is a messenger RNA of Drosophila kikkawai, 2545 nucleotides long. It is a transcript of the gene IKKbeta, whose product is annotated as I-kappaB kinase beta. Gene Ontology annotation, molecular function: ATP binding; IkappaB kinase activity. NCBI's taxonomy places the organism in Eukaryota, Metazoa, Arthropoda, Insecta, Diptera, Drosophilidae. Gene Ontology annotation, biological process: peptidyl-serine phosphorylation; positive regulation of transcription by RNA polymerase II; tumor necrosis factor-mediated signaling pathway. The record is from RefSeq and is a predicted model, not a curated record. Gene Ontology annotation, cellular component: cytoplasm; IkappaB kinase complex.
UCUACAAAGGUUUGGAUUCUCCCGGGAUGGAAGGUUUCGUUACGAUCGAAAGGUGCUGCGUAAAUUAAAAUGAUCGGUAAAAUGGAGUCCUGGGGGAACUGGCUGCUGUGCGGCGAACUGGGCCAGGGCGGAUUCGGCAAGGUGCACCACUGGCGGCACCUGAGCGGGGGCCAGGAAAUCGCCACCAAACACAUUAAGGAUUUGAAUUCGCUGAGCGCCGAUCAGCAGAUAAAGCUCAGCGAGCGCUGGAAUAUGGAGUACAACUGGACGCGUGAGUUCCAGCAGCUGCCGCACAUUGUGGCCGGCGUGAUCUUAGACGAAUUGGACCCGGCCUUCAGGGACUUCCUCAAUGGCAGGCACAUUGCCAAGCUGCCGGUCAUCGUGCUGGAGUACUGCAAUGGGGGCGACGUGCGCAAGCGGCUGCAGAGUCCGGAGAAUGCCAACGGUCUGGUGGAGUUUGAGGUGCGCGAGAUCUUGGCGGCUCUGCGCCUGGCAGUUCACUUCCUGCACUCGAAGUGUGGAGUCUGCCACCGUGACUUGAAGCCGGAUAACAUUGUGAUCCAGCGCGGAGCCGACGGGAAGAAGGUGUACAAGCUAACCGACUUUGGCUUGGCACGAGGCACCCCCGAGAAAACGAUCUUGCAGAGCGUGGUGGGAACGCGAAACUACUUUGCCCCCGAGGUGGUGGUGUCGGGCAUUUACAACAAGGCUGUGGACUACUGGUCGCUGGGCAUCAUCGCUUACGAGGUGGCCAUAGGCGAGCUGCCCUUCAUACCGCACCAGACGCCGAAGAAUAUCAUUAUGAGUCUUGAAAAAAAGCCCAGAGAGGUCAUUGCCAUUACAGAGGACCAUGCGGACCCCAGUCGCUUCAUAAACCAAAAACAUUUGCCUAACGAGCAUCAUCUGUCUCGUCCCUGGGCGGAGAAAUUCACUGAGUGGCUCCGCCUGCCACUGGACAGUGACCAAAAGAGACGUGGGCAACUGGCAUCUGAUGAAGUACAAUCAGUUCCAGUCGUAUUCUCCGCACUUGACAAGUUGCUUCAGAUCAAGGUGCUUACCAUUUUUUCGGUAAACUCCAGCAAACUUCUAGAGUACGCCGUUACUGACGACAUGACUAAAGAGCGCCUGAUUGGAGUGAUAGCUCGGGACACGGAAAUGGCUAUCGAGGAUGUUUACCUGGUGCUGCCCACUUUUCACCCGCACAAGAAGAUCACGCCCAGCACCAAGCCCAUCGAUCUCUAUGUAGAGGAGUGGAGGGAUACCAGCAAGGAUACGCGUAAAUGGACAAAGCGCAGCACUCCCCCAGUGAUGGUGUAUGUGUUUCAGGGCAAAAACACGAAGUACAGCGUCUCUGAGCCUGUUUUCACGACGCUGAUGCUAAAAUGUAAUACGCCAAAGUUCAAGUCGGAGGAAAGGUGGCUGCUUAAGCGCCUGGCUCUGGACAUGCACUGCGUAAUCAGCAAGGAGCAGGCGAAGGUGGAGAUGUUUCUCUCUGGAAUCAACGAGCAUGCUCUAGUGCUGGAAGACGAAAUAAUCGCUAGUCCCUUUAAGGAUAUGAUAAACAAACAGUUGCUGACCACUGCCUCCGUCUUUGACCAACUGCAGGGACUUCGAACAGAAGCCAAAACAGAAAGUCCGUCCAUUCAGCUCAACGACUCUGCAGAGUGGGAGAAGCUCAAGGCUAGCUAUGAAGUCAUUAUAGAUAGUGCCAACAAGCUCCUGGCCCACUUCGACUCCUGCUUGCGACAAGCCCGGAACAAGGUGAAUGUCACCAAGCAGCUACUGCAGGACUAUGGCGAAAAAGAUAUAUUCCAUGUCAAUGGAUUUCAGCGGCAGUACUUGCGCAAUGGUGGGAGUAUUUCCCUCGGAGAGUUCAGGGAAGCGGCCAAGGAGUUUGGUAAAACAUAUCAGAAGCUCCACAUCGACGGGCCAUUGGUAAAGGAGGCCAAGAUGAUAGAUACCCUUCACCUGCAUUUUGCUGCAGGCAGGUCGGCGGUCCCGACUGCCUUGGAGAAAUUUGAGCACAUUAAGAGCGAUAUUUCCAAGCUGCUUUUGAAGAUGCUCAAAUCCGCAGCAUUUCCUCCAAUGGUGUCGCCGAUCCCGAUAUCUGUCGCUCCGCCGGCGAUGCUUCAGCUGAGCGACGAAAUGAGCCGACUGACUAUGGGUACCGGGCAUCCCAGUUCGGAUCCAUUUGAUUCUCUAACCACAAACAGCGUUAUCGCCGAGGCUGAACGAAUUAGUAAGAUGCUGCAGACUGAGAUGGAAGUCGAUCCUGCCUAGUGUCCCCCUGUUCGCUUCAGAACAUGUGCCUUAAUUUAAUCGAAAUACACAUAACGAUUUUUUAUUUAUUUUUUUAUACAUAAUUUUAGUUUGUUAUCACCCAUUUAACGAAUGAUGAUUUGUCUCUCUUGAAGGACUUCCCAAAAACUUAAUUUCUCAAAUUCGCACAGAAGUGUGUGUUUAUUUGUUUCAUUUUUGUUUUGUUUUAAGUUUUGCAUGUUAUUGUAUUCUCAGUGGAAUUAAACAAAAAUCUGUUUAAGUUUGA